CGAGCUCGUUCGGGUCACCCCAGACGUACGAAGUAUAAAGACAAGGGAAUGAAACAUUGCUCGAAGCCUCCACAGAGGCGAGGACCAGCCUUACAAGCCCAUCAUGCGGUCACUACUCCGCCUCCUAGCGACAGCAGCCCUAAUACUACCAGGGACUAUUUCUCACGGAACCGACGAUCAGGUCCUAGCGGAUCUCGACUACGGGAGCUUCCAGAACCCAUCCAACCAGGUGCGGCCGCGCUUCCGUUACUGGGUGAACGAUGCGUCGAUCAGUCCGAGCACGGUGGUGCAGGACCUGAAGGAUAUCGCGGAGUCCGGAGCAGGAGGGUUGGAGUUGUUGGGUUACUAUAACUACGGCGAUUCGGAUAACUUCGGCGGCGGGAUGCGGAUGCCGCUGCAGUCGGACUGGACGCAGUACGGGUUCGGGAGUCCUGCUUGGAAGAAUAUGUCCCUCACAGUGUUGCGGACGGCCAAAGAGCUCGGGCUCGUGGUCGAUUUCGCCGUUGGGCCGAACCAGGGCGCCGGUGUCCCUGCGCCGUACGACGACGAAGGCCUUCUAUGGGAUCUAGCUGCUCAUAAUGCUAGCUUUCACAGCACGAAAGGCUACAGUGGUACGCUGCCGGGUUGGGGGACUGGUCGGCUCGUCGCCGCUGUGACGGGGAGGGUCAUAUCGGACAGCGGUAGCACAAAAGUACUAGCCGAGGAUUCCCUCCAGGACGUCACCCGCGCCGUCAGCAGCAGUGGCCAUAUCUCUAUCCGAUCUUCGCAAUCAACAGCUUCGUCCGAGAGUCAUCUCUUCGCGUACUACCUCGUCCAAGCCAACUACCGCGAGGUCCAAAGUCCCGCCGAUGUGCCAGUGGCGGUCCCGCAGUCGCCCGUCAGGACAUGGGCCCAGAACGGCUCGUGGGUGGUCGAUCACUUCUCCGUCGCGGGGGCAAAACUGAUCGCUUCAUUCUGGCAGCAAUCGCUGCUCGAUGACGAGAUGCGCGGUCUGCUUCGCGAGGUCGGGAACUAUCUGUGGGAGGAUAGUCAGGAGUACAAGGCCGCCACGUGGUGGACUCCGCGUCUGCCGCGGAUAUUCCAGGCGAGUCGCGGGUAUGCUAUCACGAAGUAUCUACCUAUUCUGGUCGGAUCGGGCACGCAAUCCUCGAAUGUCACUUACGUGACAGAUGAAGCAGAUGCGGGGAGAAGCCAUGUGCAAGAUUACGAGCAAACGUUGACGGAGCUCAACGCGGAGUACCUGGCCGCUCUAACCGAGUGGUCCAACGACCUGGGAGUGCAAUGGUCGUCGCAGGUCGUCUACAACAUGCCCAUGGACAUGCUGGCCAACAUCCCAGCGGUCAACGGCCCGGAAACCGAGGCACUGGGUUUCAACAACCUGCUCGACGGAUACCGGCAAUUCGCGGGACCAGCCCAUCUCGCAGGCAAGCGAAUUAUCUCGAGCGAGGCGGGCGCCACAAUGGGAGAAGUCUAUCAGCAGACCAUCGCGGACCUCCUCUGGGCUCUGAAGCGGUCGUUCGCGGGCUCAGUCAACAACUUCAUCCUGCACGGAUGGCCCAUGGGCGGCAACUACGGCAACACCACCUGGCCGGGCUUCACGACCUUCGCUUUCUUGUUCUCCGAGAUGCAUGGGCCGCGGCAGCCGGCGUUUGACUUCUACUCGGACUGGCUGGGAUAUGUGUCUCGCAACCAGUGGGUGGCGCAGACUGGGGUACCCAAGGUGGAUCUCGCCUUCUGGGCGAAGAAUACCACGGGGUACGAGUCGAUCACGAUGCUCUACGCCGCCAGUGAUCUGGAGGAAGCAGGCUUCACAUACGAAUACCUCAGCCCCGACAACUUCGACCUGCCAGAAGCAUACGUCGCCAACGGCACAUUCGCACCCAACAGACAAGCCUUCAAAGCCCUAAUCAUCCGGGCAAACGAGACCUUAACGGUGACCGGCGUAGCCAAACUAGUCGAGUACGCACAAGAAGGCCUACCGCUGAUCUUCCCCGGCGGCCUCCCCAGCACCUUCAGCGGCCACGACCGCGACGGCCAGGCGCAAGCCCAAGCCCUGCACUCUCUACACAACCUCACCUCCCUAUCAAACGUCCACCUCGUCCCCGACACGCACCUCGCACAAACUCUCCAAGCCCUUUCCAUCCACCCGCGCACUUCUAUCGCAACAAACAGCACAGUGCACACAACCUGGCGCGACGACCCGACCACACAAACGCACUACAUCUACAUCUUCAACGACGCAGCCACCAAGCCCAUCAACGCCAGCACCGCCACCGGCAGCAUCACCUUCGCAAGUACCGGAACGCCGUAUAUCUACGACGCCUGGACCGGCGCCGUGUCCGCAGUGGCAAGCUACAACCAGAGCUCAACCCACACGACCAUACCAAUCACACUUAAGGGCAACCAGACCCUGAUCAUCGGGUUCCACUACACUGAUGCUCACGCCGGCAGCACGGCAAUCCACCUGCUGGAAACAAACCCAAGCAUCGGGAUGUCCACAACAACCAGGAAUAACACGACAUUAACGCUACACCGCACCCACGACCCCAACCCGCUCACCAUCCCACUGUCCAACAACAAGACCCUAACUCUGGGACCGAUGCUCGCUCCGGCGAUGGCACUAGACAACUGGACUCUGACUAUCGAGUCGUGGAUUCCGCCUGCUGAGAUCUACGAUGUCAGCGCUGGGCCUGUGCGGACGAAUACCUCUGCUUAUCACCUCGGAUCUACCCUCCGCCCCUGGGCUGAGAUUGAUGGAGCGCUGAGGAAUGUUUCUGGGGCUGGGUACUACUCUACUGCCUUUGGGUUGUCGAGGGACUAUACGAGGGAAGGGGGCGGUGGUGUGGUUAUUGAUCUGGGAAGGGUGUCUCAUGCUGUGAGGGUGAGGGUGAAUGGGUGGGAUAUUGGUCCCCUCGAUUUGACGGACGCGAGGAAGGAUAUCGGGGAGUGGGUGCGUGAAGGGAAGAAUGAGGUGGAGGUUGUCGUGGCGAGUCCGCUGGGGAAUGUGCUGAGACAGUAUUGGGAUGUGAUUGAAAGUGGGGGGAAGAAGGCUGCUGUUACGGGCCAGAUGCCGGCCGUAGGGAAGUAUGGCUUGGUUGGGGAGGUGAGGGUUGUGCCGUAUCGGGUUGUUAGGGUUGAGUAG
Molecule: messenger RNA, 3142 nt
Organism: Aspergillus homomorphus CBS 101889
Lineage: Eukaryota; Fungi; Ascomycota; Eurotiomycetes; Eurotiales; Aspergillaceae
Exons: 4
Coding region: 104-3142 (1012 amino acids)
Source: RefSeq, a predicted model, not a curated record